AGGAAAUCGCCGCCCACCUGACCUUCAGUCCAUAUUCGUGAAGUAAGUUUGUGGAAAUAAGUUCUGACAUUUUUUCCAUGCAUUGAGAAUGACAGCUUCCCGCUCGCACGUCUAUACUACUGUGCUGUGUGUCUGCCUUUCCCUGUUCUGGGAUCAACUCUCCACCUCUCCGCUGAACCAGCGGCCUAUCAUUGGUAUUCUGGCUCAGAAGGCAUCAAGUAAUUUGGCAAAAUUUGGCAGCAGCUACAUUGCGGCAUCAUACGUAAAAUAUAUAGAAUCUGCUGGAGCAAGGGUUGUACCCAUAAGCAUUGAACUAACUGAAGCUCAGUAUCAGAAACUAUUUUAUUCCAUAAAUGGGCUGCUUAUCCCAGGUGGUGGAGCAAACCUUCUAACAUCUAAUUUUUCCAAGAAUGCAGCCUUGUUUUAUAAACUUGCACUUCAGGCGAAUGAUCAUGGAACUCACUUCCCAGUGUGGGGAACUUGCCUUGGAUUUGAAGAGCUGACUGUUUUGACUAGUGGAAAAAAACUUCUGAUUGCUACAAACACUUCAAAUGUGCCUCUUCCUUUGAAAUUCACCAAAGACAUGUUGGACAGUCGGAUGUUUAAGAACUUUCCUGUGGAUCUAAUGAAGGCAUUGGCUGCAGAACCUUUAACUGCAAACUCCCAUCACUGGAGCCUCUCUGUGAAGAAUUUUACAAGCAAUGCAGAAUUAAGAAACUUCUACAAAAUCUUGACGACUAAUGUGGACAGUUGGGGCAUUGAAUUUGUAUCCACAAUAGAAGCACGCAAUUACCCUAUUUACGGAGUUCAAUGGCACCCUGAGAAAAAUCUUUUUGAAUGGUGCAGAAAGAAGAAGAUCCCACAUUCCCCCAAUGCUGUGGAACUUUCAUUGUUUUUGGCUGAAUUUUUUGUUAAUGAAGCUCGGAAGAAUUGGCAUCAAUUUUCUGAUGAAACUGAAGAAGAAAAUGCUUUGAUUUAUAACUAUACACCCAUUUACAGUGCAAAUAUUUCUUGCUUCGAGCAAAUUUAUAUAAUUGAUGGCAACUACUUCAGUUAGAGUUGGGCUUUAGCAGACCAAAAGGGUAAUUUUGUGUCUUUGUGCCCUCGGUAGAGAGCAGUUGUUUGAAAUAUUGCUGCAUGAUUUUCCAAUCAUUUAGAAGUCUGAAAUUACACAUUAAAUCUGAUCACUUGACUUGAUCUCAGCGUCUACUUCCUGUAUAUAAGCAGUUCUGGUAUCUGGGGCCAUAGCAGCAAACAAUUAGUUAUCCUGUAGCCGGUGCCAAGGUCAAGAUAAAUUUACUAGAUUUUCUAAGACCCAUUUGUUACUGAGCUUUCCUAGCUGCCUCUGAUCUACUUAUGUCAGUAAAUGUACUGCUGGGGAUUCAGCAAUAUGUUUUGGUAACAACGCAUCAUGAUGCCAGUGUCCAUCAACCAGAAUGUAAAAGACUUGCAAUUAUAUAGCACUUUGAUGACCCCAGGACUUCAUAAAGAACUUUACAGCCAAUGUGAUACUUUUGAACUGUAGUUGCUGUUAUAAUGUACCAAAUAUCAGUGUAUGAAUAUGUAGGAAUAUCACUGCUGAUUUGCACUUGCAUGAAAUAGGGUCUACAUUGAAUGCAGUUUAUAUAUUGGGGCUGAAAUUCCUGCAGUUCAUAGUUUCAGUGAGUCACCACAAAUAUAAAACCAAAUUCUACAUUUUGUACUCACAUGAAUUUUUCAAUGACAUUAUCUAAAUAAAGACUUAACACCUAUCCCAAAAAUGCCAUCCUUAUGCAAAUGAAGUUCAUAACCAUCAGAACUGAAUGAUUACACCUAUUUGUAAAUAGCAAGGCUAUCUACACUUUAAGGCUUUUGCCUGUUAUUCUCAUUGGAAAUAAAUUUUCUUUUGGGGAAGCGCAUGGCAGAAAAUCAUGAAAAUACUGACCACGUUUUUUGUCCAUUUGAAGAGACGAGUAGAAAAUCAUUAGUAAUACCCACCUGAUUUUUGUGAUAUGUGUCCUUAGUGCACAAGCUCCUUAAAAUUAAAAUUUAUCUUCUGUCUUUUAUUGGUUAUGGAAAGAUUCUUUGAAACUUAGUAAAAAAAAAAUGGCAUGUAAAACUUCAGAUUUACUUCAAUACAUUAAAAACUUUAAAUUAUGAACAA
Messenger RNA from Carcharodon carcharias (great white shark), 2143 nucleotides. RefSeq names its product gamma-glutamyl hydrolase (conjugase, folylpolygammaglutamyl hydrolase) (gene ggh). Gene Ontology annotation, molecular function: gamma-glutamyl-peptidase activity. Gene Ontology annotation, biological process: tetrahydrofolylpolyglutamate metabolic process. The record is from RefSeq and is a predicted model, not a curated record. Gene Ontology annotation, cellular component: vacuole. Lineage: Eukaryota; Metazoa; Chordata; Chondrichthyes; Lamniformes; Lamnidae. The coding region runs from base 89 to 1057 and encodes 322 amino acids. The transcript is spliced from 9 exons.